Molecule: messenger RNA, 396 nt
Organism: Penicillium odoratum
Lineage: Eukaryota; Fungi; Ascomycota; Eurotiomycetes; Eurotiales; Aspergillaceae
Product: 60S ribosomal protein eL32
Exons: 4
Coding region: 1-396 (131 amino acids)
Biological process (GO): translation
Cellular component (GO): ribosome; cytosolic large ribosomal subunit
Molecular function (GO): structural constituent of ribosome
Source: RefSeq, a predicted model, not a curated record
AUGGUCGCCGCUAAGAAGCACAUCCCCAUCGUUAAGAAGCGUACCAACCGCUUCACCCGUCACCAGAGUGACCGGUUCAUGCGUGUUGGCGCUUCGUGGCGCAAGCCCAAGGGUAUUGAUAACUGCGUCCGCCGCCGUUUCAAGGGCCAGAUUGCUAUGCCCUCCAUCGGUUACGGUUCCAACAAGAAGACCCGUCACAUGAUGCCCUCCGGCCACAAGGCUUUCCUCGUCCACAACCCCAAGGAUGUUGAGCUCCUCCUGAUGCACAACCGCACCUUCGCUGCUGAGAUCGGCCACGCCGUCUCUUCCCGCAAGCGUGUUGACAUCAUCGCCAAGGCCAAGGCUCUCGGUGUCAAGGUCACCAACGCCAAGGGCCGUGUCACCACUGAGGCUUAA